GAAAGAUUUCCUACAAACCGCUCAUUGCGACCAUUGCCCAUCCCCAUCACCCCCCAUGGCGUCCCGGCGACUAGCUUUGAACCUUGCGCAAGGCCUGCGAGGCCGAGCAGGUCUCUCCCUACCGCUGAAGAGAGGCUUCGCGACCCCGGUGUCCGCGCCGAUCAAGACCCAGACCACAACAUUGAAGAAUGGCCUGACUGUUGCCUCCCAGUACUCUCCUUAUGCGCAGACCUCGACCGUGGGCAUGUGGAUCGAUGCCGGUUCAAGGGCCGAGACAGACGAGACAAAUGGCACGGCACAUUUCCUCGAGCAUCUGGCCUUCAAGGGGACCGCCAGCCGGACACAACAGCAAUUGGAGCUUGAGAUCGAGAACAUGGGCGCUCACUUGAACGCCUACACCUCGCGCGAGAACACCGUUUACUUUGCCAAAUCUCUUAACGAGGACGUGCCCAAAUGCGUCGACAUUCUCGCCGAUAUCCUUCAAAACUCGAAGCUCGAGGAGUCGGCCAUCAACCGGGAGCGCGAUGUGAUCCUGAGAGAGGCUGAAGAGGUUGAGAAGCAACUCGAGGAGGUUGUCUUCGACCACCUCCACGCCACCGCCUAUCAGCAACAACCCCUUGGCCGGACCAUCCUGGGUCCUCGGGAGAAUAUCCGGGAUAUCACGCGGACCGAGCUCGUCAACUACGUCAAGCACAACUACACGGCUGAUCGCAUGGUACUGGUCGGGGCUGGUGGUAUCCCCCACGACAAGCUUGUCGAAAUGGCGGAUCAGUAUUUCGCCAAGCUCCCCAGCACGACUCCCCAGACCGGUGCCUAUAUCCUCUCCAAGAAGAAGCCCGACUUCAUUGGUUCGGAUAUCCGGAUCCGUGACGACACCAUCCCGACUGCCAACAUCGCCAUCGCCGUCGAGGGUGUCAGCUGGAACGACGACGACUACUUCACCGCCCUGGUCACCCAGGCUAUUGUCGGAAACUACGACAAAGCCAUGGGCAACGCCCCCCACCAAGGAAGCAAGCUCAGCGCCUUCGUCCACAACAACGACCUCGCCACCAGCUUCAUGAGCUUCUCCACUAGCUACAGCGACACUGGUCUCUGGGGUAUCUACCUCGUCACCGACAAGCUCACGCGCGUUGACGACCUCGUCCACUUCGCCCUCCGGGAGUGGUCCCGCCUCUCGAACAACGUGACCGAGGCCGAGGUGGAGCGGGCAAAGGCCCAGCUCAAGGCGUCGAUCCUCCUGUCCCUCGACGGCACCACCGCCGUGGCCGAGGACAUUGGCCGCCAGAUCGUCACCACGGGCCGCCGCAUGAGCCCCGGCGAGAUCGAGCGCGUCAUCGACGCCGUCACCGAGAAGGACGUCAUGGAGUUCGCCAACCGGAAGCUGUGGGACCAGGACAUCGCCAUCAGCGCCGUCGGCAGCAUCUCGGGCCUGUUCGACUAUACGAGGAUCCGGAACGAUAUGAGCAGGAACUUCUAAGUUUGCGCCGGUUGGGGGGGUUGUCGGGCAGCACGGGGAGCGGGGGUCCACGUGUGUUGUUGAGGGGGUUGGAUUCCAGUCGUGUACUAAUAGUUGUGUGGUAUCCGGCCCAGGCUGUACUGUAGGGGCUUAUGGGUAGAUAUAGAGCAAUCCACCGGUUCCUUCAUCUCCAGUCGUCGAUCCGGCCAUUCACAUGUCAUGCAUAAAUGGGAUUAUAGGUCCCAUCGCAAACUCGCCGAGAGCCUUCCUUGUGAUUGUAGGUAUAAUCAUUAAGUCGGACCAUCACCAUGAGACUAUCUUAAAUAUGUUCUCUAUUCCGUUGUAGAUUCUACCAAUCAUGCUUGCUUCCACGACAGGACCCCCCACUCAGCCAAACUUCUUCUCAAACUUCUUGAACAUCCCCGUUAC
Phialemonium atrogriseum is the source of this 1885-nucleotide messenger RNA. RefSeq names its product Metalloenzyme, LuxS/M16 peptidase-like protein. Bases 56 to 1477 code for a protein of 473 amino acids. Gene Ontology annotation, cellular component: mitochondrion. Gene Ontology annotation, molecular function: metalloendopeptidase activity; metal ion binding. Lineage: Eukaryota; Fungi; Ascomycota; Sordariomycetes; Cephalothecales; Cephalothecaceae. The record is from RefSeq and is a predicted model, not a curated record. The transcript has 5 exons.